AUUUGUCUAAAAUCAAUCAGCAAGAAAGCAAGCAACGAAGGAGAGAGGCCUAAGAGAGACGGUGCCGAAGCCAUUUUCACUUUCCGGCACAAAGGGCUCCAUUGGUUUGUUCUGGUGAAUACAAAUUCAUUAUCUUUUCUAUAGGUUCUCUAAGAUUUGGAACAAUAAAGGUUCAAUUUUGUCUCUAGGAGCAGUGAAUUUGAAGUGAUGAGUGGUGUUCCGAAGAGAUCUCACGAAGAGGGUAGCGUGACUCAUCCAUCUUCCUCUUCAUCAUCAGCCAAAUACCCUCACGAGGAUUCAGGAUCUUCUUCUUACCCUAAAUCCACUCACCCUCCCGUUACUCCACCACCUCCUCAAGCUCACCACCACCAUCAACAACAACAACAACAACCUCAAUCUCAUCCUCACCUUCACUCGAUCCAUUCUCACCCACCACCACUUGCUGCUGCUGCUUCUGCUCCUUCUCCUGGUUACGAGGUUGAAUCAAGAAUCAAGGGUCCAAGAAGUGAGCCUAGAGAUGGAGAGAGACGCUCUCCUCUUCACGGAGUGUAUCGGUCUCCUUCCUUGCCAGCGACGGUUUCUUCAAGUGAUCCUCAUUUGACUCACCACGCACCUGUGCCCUUGGAGACGAGAGAUGGUGCUAAGGUUGAGAGCAGAGAUAACAGGAGUGAUGGGAGAGAGGUGUAUGGUGAGGCCAAGAGGGAGAUUAUUCAGGGUCCUAAGGGAGAGAGGGAUGCUAAGUUUGAGAGAUCAUCAGGGGAUGAGUUUGGAGGGAAAGGUAAUACCGGAAGCUAUGCUAGGAAUGAUGGGAGAGGGGUGUAUGGUGAGACGAAGAGGGAGAUUCAAGGUCCUAAGAGUGAUAGGGAGGCUAAGCCUGAGCGUCUAGGGGAUGAUUUUAGUGGGAAAGUUAGUACUGGAAGCUAUACUAGGGAGAGUCAGAAUUACAAUGAACAGAAGGGUGAGGUUAAGAUGGAGAAGGAGGGGCAUGCUCACUUGCCUUGGAAGGAGCAGAAGGAUUAUCAUAGAGGGAAGAGAGCUGAAGGUGGCUCAAGCGCAAAUGUGGAGCCGUGGGUUGCAUCUCGUGGUAAUACUCAAGGCUCUACGGAGGUAGGGGUAAAAGAUUUAUCGGCGCCUGUGGAGGGACCACAUGUAGAAGGGCUUGGAGAAAACAAGGUUGAUGCAAAAAGCGAAGAUAGAUUUAAGGACAAAGAUAAGAAAAGAAAAGAUCUGAAGCAUCGAGAAUGGGGGGACAGAGACAAGGAUAGGAAUGACCGCAGAGGAUCUGUGCCUUUUGGUAGUGUAAUGAGCGAAACCAAAGAGAUUGGAAGAGAAACAGAGAAGUGGGAGCGAGAGAGGAUGGAACAGAAUGAUAGAGAAAGGAAUAAGGAGAAAGAGAAGGAGAAAGAUCAUGUAAAAAGAGAGCCACGGACUGGUGCUGAGAAAGAGGUCUCGCAGAACGAGAAAGAGUUGGGAGAAGCAUCUUCCAAGCCUGCAGAACAGGAACAUGUCGUGGCACCUGAGCAGAAGAAGCAGAACGAACCGGAGGUGUGGGAGAAAGAUGAAAGAGAAUCAAAGGACAAAAGGAGAGAGAGGGAUGGUGAUUCCGAAGCCGAAAGAGCUGAGAAACGCAGCAGAGUCAGUGAAAAGGAAUCUGAAGAUGGGUGUUUGGAGGGAGAAGGAGCUGCAGAGAGGGAAAAGGAUGCCUUCAAUGGUGGAAUUCAGCAACGGAAGAGAAUGCUGAGACCGAGAGGAAGCCCACAAAACACAAACCGCGACCGUGUCCGUUCAAGGAGUCAGGACAAUGAAGGGGUACAAGGCAAACUAGAGGUGCCGGUUGUAGUUUACAAAGUUGGGGAAUGUAUGCAAGAACUGAUUAAGUUGUGGAAGGAAUAUGAAUCCUCACACCCUGACAAAAGUGGUGAUUUUGCAAAUAAUGGCCCCACUCUUGAAGUUCGUAUUCCGGCUGAGCAUGUUACUGCUACUAAUCGUCAAGUAAGAGGUGGCCAGCUAUGGGGAACAGAUAUAUACACAGAUGAUUCCGACCUUGUUGCUGUUCUCAUGCAUACAGGUUACUGUCGGCCCACUGCUUCCCCUCCUCCACCGACAAUGCAAGAGUUGCGUGCAACCAUCCGAGUCUUGCCGUCACAAGAAUACUACACCUCCAAGCUGAGGAACAAUGUCCGCUCUCGAGCAUGGGGAGCUGGAAUCGGAUGCAGUUACAGAGUUGAGCGUUGCUAUAUACUGAAGAAAGGAGGUGGUACUAUUGAACUCGAACCCUCUCUUACCCACUCCUCAACUGUUGAGCCAACACUUGCACCAAUGGCUGUUGAAAGAUCUAUGACCACCAGAGCUGCAGCUUCGAAUGCUCUGCGACAACAAAGGUUUGUUCGAGAAGUAACAAUACAGUACAACCUCUGCAAUGAACCUUGGAUCAAGUAUAGCAUAAGCAUUGUAGCCGACAAGGGUCUCAAGAAGCCUCUUUUCACCUCUGCCCGUUUGAAGAAAGGAGAAGUUUUGUACCUUGAAACACAUUCAUGCAGGUACGAGCUCUGUUUUGCGGGAGAGAAGACUAUGAAAGCAUUCCAAGCCGCACAACAACAACACUCAUCACAAGAAGCUAUGGAGAUCGAUAACAACAAGUCACAGAACCAUCUUCCUUCAAACGGUGACAAAACAGAAUCAGACAACAGUAUAAUAGAUGUUUUCCGUUGGUCACGAUGUAAGAAACCUCUCCCGCAGAAGCUUAUGCGGUCUAUUGGGUUUCCACUCCCACCAGAUCAUGUCGAGGUGUUGGAGGAUAAUCUUGAUUGGGAAGAUGUACAAUGGUCACAGACUGGUGUUUGGAUUGCUGGCAAAGAGUACACACUUGCUCGCGUUCAUUUCUUGGCUCCCAAUUAAAUAAAGCUUUCAUGGUUUGCCUAUUUCCAAAUUCAAAUUACAAAAACGUUAAUGUGUCUGUCUUUGUUUGAUCUUUCUAUUGUUAAGAGAUAAUGGUUCCUUUGAGUUGUAUUGUGUUCUUCUUCCUGUUUUUUUCUUUCUUUUGUAGACUUUUAAGUCAAAUGAUUUAGUAGUUAACUUUGUAAUAAAGAUAAUCAAUCCAUUUGGAUUUUUUUUCUUUAUAUUGUGAAUCUUGAAUUCUUGAUUAGCUUAAUUAAUUAUCUCAAGUC
Eruca vesicaria subsp. sativa (arugula) is the source of this 3167-nucleotide messenger RNA. The record is from the annotation of a GenBank genome assembly. NCBI's taxonomy places the organism in Eukaryota, Viridiplantae, Streptophyta, Magnoliopsida, Brassicales, Brassicaceae.